Messenger RNA from Arvicola amphibius (Eurasian water vole), 3536 nucleotides. RefSeq names its product aconitase 1 (gene Aco1). Lineage: Eukaryota; Metazoa; Chordata; Mammalia; Rodentia; Cricetidae. Gene Ontology annotation, molecular function: iron-responsive element binding; 4 iron, 4 sulfur cluster binding; 3 iron, 4 sulfur cluster binding. Gene Ontology annotation, cellular component: mitochondrion; cytosol. Gene Ontology annotation, biological process: tricarboxylic acid cycle; citrate metabolic process. The record is from RefSeq and is a predicted model, not a curated record.
GCCCCUCGGGUGCAGCAGCUGGUUCCGGCCCGCUCACUCACGGUCCCGCCUCGCUGCUGCAGCGUCCGGAGGACCGCUCAACGGGAGGAGCGCCGAGUCGGCCGGGGUCCUUGGUAGCAGCCGGCUGUGUGAUUGCGGAGCCCCACUGUGAGCGGGACACGUGACCAUCAUUAACCAUGAAGAACCCAUUUGCACACCUUGCUGAACCCUUGGAUCCUGCACAACCAGGAAAGAGAUUCUUCAAUUUGAAGAAAUUGGAAGACUCACGAUAUGGGCGCCUGCCGUUUUCCAUCAGAGUUCUCCUGGAGGCAGCCAUUCGGAACUGCGAUGAGUUUCUGGUGAAGAAGAAUGACAUUGAAAACAUCCUGGACUGGAAUGUCAUGCAGCACAAGAACAUAGAAGUGCCCUUUAAACCUGCCCGCGUCAUCCUGCAAGACUUCACGGGUGUGCCAGCUGUGGUUGAUUUUGCAGCUAUGCGUGAUGCCGUAAAGAAGCUGGGAGGGAAUCCAGAGAAGAUAAACCCUGUCUGUCCCGCUGACCUGGUAAUUGAUCACUCCAUCCAGGUGGAUUUCAACAGAAGGACAGACAGUUUGCAGAAGAAUCAAGAUCUGGAAUUUGAAAGAAAUAGAGAACGGUUUGAAUUUUUAAAGUGGGGUUCCCAGGCCUUUUGCAAUAUGCGGAUUAUUCCUCCUGGCUCGGGAAUAAUUCACCAGGUGAAUUUGGAGUAUUUGGCAAGAGUAGUGUUUGAUCAGGAUGGAUGUUACUACCCAGACAGCCUCGUGGGCACAGAUUCACACACUACCAUGAUUGACGGUCUAGGAGUCCUUGGCUGGGGUGUAGGUGGCAUCGAAGCAGAAGCUGUCAUGCUGGGUCAGCCCAUCAGCAUGGUGCUUCCCCAGGUGAUUGGCUACAGGCUGAUGGGAAAGCCCCACCCUCUGGUAACGUCCACGGACAUCGUGCUCACCAUCACCAAGCACCUCCGGCAAGUUGGGGUCGUGGGCAAAUUUGUGGAGUUUUUUGGGCCGGGAGUGGCCCAACUGUCGAUCGCUGAUCGAGCUACAAUUGCCAACAUGUGCCCAGAGUACGGCGCGACCGCGGCCUUCUUCCCAGUGGAUGAAGUCAGCAUUGCGUACCUGCUGCAGACAGGUCGCGAGGAGGACAGAGUAAAGCACAUUAAAAAGUAUCUGCAGGCUGUAGGCAUGUUUCGAGAUUUCAGUGACCCUUCUCAAGACCCAGACUUCACUCAGGUUGUGGAGUUAGAUUUGAAAACAGUUGUGCCUUGCUGCAGUGGACCGAAAAGACCCCAGGACAAAGUUGCUGUGUCUGACAUGAAAAAGGACUUUGAAAGCUGCCUCGGAGCCAAGCAAGGAUUUAAAGGUUUUCAGGUUGCUCCAGACCGUCACAAUGACCAGAAGACAUUUAUCUACAAUGACAGUGAAUUCACUCUUACUCAUGGCUCUGUGGUCAUCGCUGCCAUCACUAGCUGCACAAACACCAGCAAUCCAUCCGUGAUGUUAGGAGCGGGACUGCUAGCGAAGAAAGCUGUGGAGGCGGGACUGAAUGUGAAGCCCUACGUCAAAACUAGCCUGUCUCCCGGGAGUGGCGUGGUCACCUACUACCUUCGAGAGAGUGGAGUCAUGCCUUAUCUGUCCCAGCUAGGGUUUGACGUGGUGGGCUAUGGCUGCAUGACCUGCAUUGGCAACAGCGGACCCCUUCCUGAGCCUGUGGUGGAGGCCAUCACUCAGGGAGACCUCGUAGCUGUUGGAGUGCUUUCUGGGAACAGGAACUUUGAAGGUCGAGUCCAUCCUAACACCCGGGCCAACUACUUAGCGUCUCCCCCAUUAGUAAUAGUGUAUGCAAUCGCAGGGACCAUCAGAAUUGACUUUGAGAAAGAGCCUUUGGGAGUGAAUGCACAAGGCCAGCAAGUAUUUCUGAAGGAUAUCUGGCCAACCCGAGAUGAGAUCCAGGCGGUGGAACGGCAGUAUGUCAUCCCUGGGAUGUUCAAGGAGGUGUAUCAGAAAAUAGAGACUGUAAACAAAAGCUGGAACGCCUUAGCAGCCCCCUCAGACAAACUGUACACAUGGAACCCCAAAUCUACAUACAUCAAGUCACCGCCCUUCUUCGAAAACUUGACUCGAGAUCUCCAGCCACCCAAGUCUAUAGUGGAUGCCUAUGUGCUGCUGAAUUUAGGAGACUCAGUCACGACAGACCAUAUCUCUCCGGCGGGGAAUAUUGCGAGAAACAGUCCCGCUGCUCGCUACUUGACCAACAGAGGGCUGACGCCACGAGAGUUCAACUCUUACGGCUCCCGCCGGGGAAAUGACGCCAUCAUGGCACGGGGGACAUUUGCCAACAUUCGCUUGUUGAACAAGUUUCUGAACAAGCAGGCUCCUCAGACUGUGCAUCUUCCUUCAGGAGAAACCCUUGAUGUGUUCGAUGCUGCUGAGCGGUACCAGCAGGCUGGAUUUCCCUUGAUUGUUCUGGCUGGCAAAGAAUACGGUUCAGGCAGCUCCCGAGAUUGGGCAGCCAAAGGCCCUUUCCUGCUGGGAAUCAAAGCUGUGCUGGCAGAGAGCUAUGAACGCAUUCACCGCAGCAACCUGGUCGGGAUGGGGGUGAUCCCCCUUGAGUAUCUGCCCGGCGAGACUGCAGACUCGCUGGGACUCACGGGUCGGGAACGGUACACUAUCGACAUUCCUGAAACCCUUAAGCCACGCAUGAAGGUUCAGAUAAAGCUGGACACUGGGAAGACCUUCCAGGCUGUCAUGAGGUUUGACACUGACGUGGAGCUCACUUACUUCCGUAAUGGAGGCAUCCUGAACUACAUGAUCCGCAAGAUGGCCCAGUAGGAGCUGGUCUCCCAGGAGACCUGCCCCAUUGGUGCUGGAGCCAGUGAGGUACCAGGCCCCAGCAGCUGAAGCCUGGUAAAGCAGCCACCUCUACCUCUAACGAGGGGGCUGCCAAGAUGAGCAAGUGGGCACUGCCAAUGCUGGAGGCACCCACUGGGCCAGGACUUUCUACAUUCUUGAUUUGUUAAUCUUUUUAUCCUUUUCUAUAAUUUGGAAUCUAGAAUCAUGGGAAGGUCAGUAGUACCAAAAAGAGAACUAGCUUGUCUUUAAGUUACUGAUCACCGGACAUUGAUUUUUUUUUCACUCUGACUAAUCUUCAACCGAACACUAGCCAGUAUUCUCAGAAGUAUCUUCUAGCCUUUUUUACUGUCCUUCUCUGCUCAGUGAACCUUUCCUCAGAGAGCCCGUUCCUCAGAGAGCCCGUUCCUCUAUACUUUACACCAGUGUUGACUGACAUAGGUAAGAACUUCACCUUCAGAUCAUAGCAGUGAUAUCAUCCCCUCCUUCUAAGUGAGCACAACCCUGGUGGAUAGGUCAGCCAUCAAAGGGGUUUAUGUACCUUUCAAUCAACAUGAGAAAUCGUCCUGACCAUUUUCAACAUUUGUUGAGAGGGGGGCCUUUGUCUGAAAGUAACUGGGAAGAGGGACAGGAUUUCUAAUUUGAAUAAGAUUAAAUAUAUUUUCAUGAAAA